This is a messenger RNA of Penicillium verhagenii, 2175 nucleotides long. RefSeq lists its product as uncharacterized. The transcript is spliced from 4 exons. The record is from RefSeq and is a predicted model, not a curated record. Gene Ontology annotation, cellular component: Ino80 complex. The coding region runs from base 1 to 2175 and encodes 724 amino acids. NCBI's taxonomy places the organism in Eukaryota, Fungi, Ascomycota, Eurotiomycetes, Eurotiales, Aspergillaceae.
AUGGCCGACGUCGAAACUCCGACAAUGGACGAGUCGUUCCCUCCGUCCGAGACAGCGGAUGAUCAGUCCCAUGGAAUAACCGCCAGCGCGACGGUCGGCACACGACGCCAGGCGAAUGGCACGAUCGGUUCCGUAUACUCAGGCAAUAAGAUCCGGCAUCUGAAGAAAGAAGACGGCAUUCCGCUUUGGCGCAAAGACAUUCAAUACCAGUUCCUCAAGCUUGUCUUUGAAGAUAAGACACCUGCCUUCACGCGGUACCCUGACGGCGAGAAGAACCUCGACUUCGCCGACAUUUACAUCGAUGCCAUGGCGAGAAGCAGUAAGACAAGCAAAGUCCUCAAGGACAAGCUACAAAAUGACAAACCGGCUGCCAUCAGCAUGGCGAUGGUCUGUUUGUUGGUCAAUUUUGGCCGCAUGAACACCACCCUCAACUUCUUCCCCGAAAUGCGUGCUCAGUUACGGACCUACCACUCGAUCCCUUCCCUGCAAGCUCAUCAGGACACCAACGCCUACAAACAACUGCAGGAUGCUCCGCGCCUGAAGUCCAUCCUGAAAGGCGCCUCGGAAGAUGUCGAUCAACCGAACACUUUAGAAAAGAUCAAACGCCUAUCUAUACCCCGGACAAAUCCCGUGAACCUCAUCUUCGUUUUGGCACAGUAUGCACCUAAGGUGUCCGAGACACAUUUCUUCCCCCCACGUGACUUUUUCGAUUUGGUGAUGCGAUCCACGUUGAGCAGUAAAACUCGAGCCAAGGCGUUUUUGUGGCUGAUGUGGUGGUAUCUGGAGAGCGAUUUCAGCCGUGAGGCUGCUUUGAACAAUCCAUUUGGUCCCGGGCUGGAAGGGGAGGGAGCCGAGGGCUUGCCGUUAAAAGUGCCAUUAUUUGACAGCUUAACGGAAGAACAAGCCAAUGAGGAGAAUAUAGAUACACCAGAGGAGUUGGAAUAUGGAGAGACGAAGAGACUGGAGCGCAAACGCAUUCUUGAAGAAGACGAGCCUCUCCCCCGGGUUGUUGUAAAGCGCCCAAAGAAAGAGUUCGGUUUAGAUGAAGAAUCAUUUGCGGGAGACUACUCUGGUUUAGGUGGUCGCAAUUCCGCCAUGUCCACGCCUCUUCACCCGUCCGCUAAGCGGAGCUUGGAUGAUGACGACGAUGAAAUGACUCCUGGAUCUUCUCGGCCGCGCAGCAAGCAAGUAAAACGAGACUCGUCUCUCAACCGAACUGUGGGCCAACAACGCCUCAUUUUGAAGACCAAAAUGGACCAAACACCCAAUGCCUCCCCUGCUCCCUCAGGCUCUGGACUUAUGGACCGCUUCGUUCCGGAGCCUUUACUUACGCAGUCCAGCAGUCGUCGACCACGCCCUUUGACACAGCACCAGAUUGCCGUGGAACAGAAUCGUCGACAGCGAAUUGAGUACUUGCUUGCCAAGCGACGAACCAAUGCAUACCGCGUACUUAGCGCCAAGCGUACUAGCGAGAUCCCCUUUGGCCGAUAUGGUCGUCUGUUGCAGAGUUUACCAGAGGGGUAUGACACAGAGGAUGAAGAGGGGUCAUGGGGUAAGGGAGGAUUGCUUCCGAAUCCCCAGGGUGAGGAUGACUUUGGCGAAUGCGCAAACUAUUUCCUUUCUGUCGUCCGCAAGGCCACUCGACGUCUUGAUCGCUGGGAUUAUGAAGACGCUAACGGUCCGAAAAAGGAUCGUCAAAAGGAGCGUGAAGACCGACAGAAAACCAAGGCCGCUCUUGAGGCUGAUCUUCGGGCCGCGAGCAAUCGUUCUCGUCCCCGUCCUUCCCGUGGUGGUGCAGCCGCGAAGCGCAAAUCAACGGGUCCCACGUCUACCCCCGGAACCGCCAAGAAGUCGGCUUCACGCCCCAAGGGUGGUAGUAGCCGCCUUGCUGGCGAAUAUGCCGGGGGUGACGAAGAGGCGGACGGAGAAUUGGACGAUCUUGAUCGUGAGUUGUUGGGAGAGGGCUCUGGUGACGAUGAUGGUCCGCAACGCGCCGGCUCUCCGGUUGACGGAGAUUCUUCGGAUGACUCUGGGGACGACGAUGAUGUGGUUGAUGGCGAUGAAAUCUCAUCUGCUUACGAUGGCCCCAAUGGCUAUACAAGACACCACAGCUCGUCCCCCGUUCCCGGAGCCGGUGAACAACGAGAGGGUGGGGACGAUGCCAUGGAAGAUUAA